Chinchilla lanigera (long-tailed chinchilla) is the source of this 996-nucleotide messenger RNA. It is a transcript of the gene Oaz1, whose product is annotated as ornithine decarboxylase antizyme 1. Gene Ontology annotation, biological process: positive regulation of protein catabolic process. The record is from RefSeq and is marked reviewed. NCBI's taxonomy places the organism in Eukaryota, Metazoa, Chordata, Mammalia, Rodentia, Chinchillidae. Gene Ontology annotation, molecular function: ornithine decarboxylase inhibitor activity. Gene Ontology annotation, cellular component: nucleus; cytoplasm. The transcript has 5 exons.
UGGGCGGCGGCGACGGCGCCAUUUUGCGAACGGCGAGCAGCGGCGGCGGCGCGGAGGGCGCAGCGGAGGUUUUCCUGGUUUCGGACCCCAGCGGCCGGAUGGUGAAAUCCUCCCUGCAGCGGAUCCUCAACAGCCACUGCUUCGCCAGAGAGAAGGAAGGGGAUAAACCUAGUGCCACCAUUCACGCCAGCCACGCCAUGCCGCUUCUUAGUCUACAUAGCCGCGGCGGCCGCAGCAGCGAGAGUUCCAGGGUCUCCAUCAGUUGCUGUAGUAACCUGGGUCCAGGGCCUCGGUGGUGCUCCUGAUGUCCCUCACCCACCCCUGAAGAUCCCAGGUGGGCGAGGGAAUAGUCAGCGGGAUCACAAUCUUUCAGCUAACUCAUUUUAUUCUGAUAAUCGGCUGAAUGUAACAGAGGAACUAACGUCUAAUAACAAGACGAGGAUUUUAAAUGUCCAGUCCAGGCUCACGGAUGCCAAACACAUUACCUGGAGAGCCGUGUGGAGCGGCGGCAGCCUCUACAUUGAGAUUCCCGGUGGCCCUCUGCCCGAGGGGAGCAAAGACAGUUUUGCAGUUCUCCUUGAGUUUGCAGAGGAGCAGCUCCACGCUGACCACGUCUUCAUUUGCUUCCAUAAGAACCGGGAGGACAGAGCUGCCUUGCUCCGGACCUUCAGCUUUUUGGGCUUUGAGAUUGUGAGACCAGGGCAUCCCCUUGUCCCCAAGAGACCCGAUGCUUGCUUCAUGGCCUACACGUUUGAGAGAGAGUCUGCUGGCGAGGAGGAGUAGCGGCCGGCUGCUGCUGCGGGGGCCCCCGCGGCGGCGGUGCCCUCAGUGUGCUGCGCUGGGGGACGUAGACUCGGUCCUCUCCUGGGUUUGUCCGCAUGUUGUAAUUGUGCAAAUAAACGCUCACUUCAAAUUAGCGGUAUAUUUCUUGAAGUUUAAUGUUGUGUUUGUGAUACUGAAGUAUUUGCUUUAAUCUAAAUAAAAGUUUAUAUUUUA